Messenger RNA from Encephalitozoon intestinalis ATCC 50506, 1131 nucleotides. RefSeq names its product molybdopterin and thiamine biosynthesis E1-like protein. The transcript has a single exon. Gene Ontology annotation, molecular function: ubiquitin-like modifier activating enzyme activity. The record is from RefSeq and is a predicted model, not a curated record. Gene Ontology annotation, cellular component: cytoplasm. The coding region runs from base 1 to 1131 and encodes 376 amino acids. Lineage: Eukaryota; Fungi; Microsporidia; Unikaryonidae.
AUGGUUUUUGAAUCCGAUCUUCCAGAAGCAACUCUGGAGCGCUACUCCAGGCAGAUCAUUGUCCCGGGAAUACAUGUGAAAGGACAGAAGAGCCUUGGAAGCUCGGGAGUAUUAGUGGUAGGAUGCGGAGGAUUGGGGUCUCCGGCCAUCCUGUAUUUGUUAUCGUGUGGAAUAGGGAGAAUAGGACUGGUGGAUUUUGAUAAGGUUGAGAUCCACAAUUUACAGAGACAGGUUAUAUACACCGAGGCAGAUGUAUCUCAGUACAAGGUCACGGCUGCGUUAUCCUUUGUCAAAAGAGCGAAUUCUUUGAUUAAGGCUGUGGGGUACAACGAGUUUCUGGGAAGGGAGAAUGUCGAAAGAAUUGUUGCCCCGUAUGAUAUUGUUCUGGAUUGCACAGACAGCAUAUGCACAAGAUAUCUUUUGAGUGACUGUUGCCAGGCUCUUUCCAAAAGUCUUAUCUGUGGAUCGGUUCUCAGAUGGGAGGGGCAGUUGUACAAGCUUACUCCAGAUGGUCCCUGCUAUAGAUGCCUGUUUCCAGACAUGAGGGAAAGAACCCUUACAUGUGAGGAUGCAGGUGUUGUGGGGCCGAUUUGUGGAAUUAUUGGAUCUCUUCAGGCUUUGGAAGCAAUCAAAACGAUUAUGGGAAAUACCGAGCCUAAGAUGACAAUCUAUAACGGUAUAACAUCAAACUUUGUAGACUCCAAGCUUAGGAGUUCAAGGAAUGACUGCAUUGUUUGUUCAAGAAAAUGUAUCCCAGAAGACCUCUACUUUCCCACAGCUAAGUGUACGGCCGUCUCUGAUGACAAGGCAACGAAUCAGAAUGUGGAGACAAUUAACUGGGAAGACAUUUUGAAUAAUCUCGACUCCUAUCUUCUUAUAGACGUUAGGCCACCAAUACAACACGAGAUGUUCAGGAUAAAAGGUUCUGUGAGCAUUCCGCUUGCGGAUCUACCAGAUAAGAUUGGAGAUAUCGAGGCGUCUGGAAAAAAGAUAGGAGUUGUAUGCAAAAGAGGAAUAUCGUCUCGAAAGGGAGCUUGGAUACUGAAUAUGAAUGGGAUUGAGGCCUUUUCUGUUAAUGGAGGAGUCGACAGGCUCAAAAGUCUCCUGAGAAAAACAGGAGCUGGUCCUUGA